Messenger RNA from Triplophysa dalaica, 3022 nucleotides. RefSeq lists its product as uncharacterized. NCBI's taxonomy places the organism in Eukaryota, Metazoa, Chordata, Actinopteri, Cypriniformes, Nemacheilidae. The transcript is spliced from 24 exons. The coding region runs from base 68 to 2671 and encodes 867 amino acids. Gene Ontology annotation, biological process: RNA processing. The record is from RefSeq and is a predicted model, not a curated record. Gene Ontology annotation, cellular component: nucleus. Gene Ontology annotation, molecular function: RNA binding.
UCAUUUCAAGAUGGCGGAUUAACAACAGUCGAACGGCUUCAUUUUCAACGCAAGACCCGUAGUUGACAUGGCAGACAAAAAAGGGAAAUCUGUGGGGGUGAAGAGGACACUAACAAAAAGAGAGCAGGAGGAAAUCAAGAAAAAGGAGGAGGAGAAAGCUGCCGAAGUCUUUGAAGAAUUUUUAGCUUCUUUUGACUCGAAUGACAAGAGUAAUGUGAAGACGUUUGUACGUGGUGGUAUUGUGAAUGCAACGAAAGAGGAAGAAGCUGCGGAGGUGAAGAAGAGCAAACUCUACAGACCCGCCACUAAAUUCACUCCUCCGUCUCAGAAUGCUUCUCCUGCUUCAUCUGCAGACAUUAGAAAAACAGCCGCUAAAAAGAAAGUGGAGGAGAAGAAGAAGAGUAAUCUGGAGCUUUUUAAAGAAGAGCUUAAACAAAUACAAGAGGAAAGAGAAGAGAGAUACAAAAGAAAGAAAGGAGACUCUGGAGGAGUGUAUCCUGAUGUGGAUUUACCUUUGACACGGCGAUCAAUAUUCGAUGAUGAUCCUGCAGUGCCAAACACAACAAACCUGUACAUCGGCUGCAUCAACCCCAAGAUGACGGAGGAGAUGCUCUGUAAAGAGUUUGGCAAAUACGGCCCUCUUGCCAGUGUGAAGAUUAUGUGGCCUCGCACAGAGGAAGAGAGAACUAGGGUCACCAACCGCGGUUUUGUUGCCUUCAUGACACGAAAAGAUGCAGAACGUGCUUUGGCUGCCCUGGAUGGUAAGACGAUAAUGGGUUUUGAAAUGAAGUUGGGUUGGGGGAAAGCAGUACGCAUUCCCCCGCAGCCUCUUUAUACUCCCAUUGGCGUGCUGAAGACCACAGCCCCCCCUCCACCAUCUGGACUGCCAUUCAAUGCCCAACCCAGAGACCGCUUCAGGAAUGACUUCACCAAACCCCGAAGCCGCUCGCAGGAAGACUUCUACAAGACUCUGUCCGAGGCCGUAGUGACAGUGGUAAUCCCCCCAGAAAGGAACCUGCUGGGCUUGAUACACAGAAUGAUUGAGUUUGUGGUGAGAGAGGGACCCAUGUUUGAGGCCAUCAUCAUGAGCCGGGAGAAGAGCAACGCUGACUUUAGGUUUUUGUUUGAUAACAAGAGUCAGGAGCAUGUGUACUACAGGUGGAAGCUGUACUCUAUUCUACAGGGCGAAAACCCAAAUAAAUGGAGAACGACAUCUUUUAGAAUGUUUAGGGGGGGCUCGCUGUGGAAGCCUCCCGUUCUUACUCCAUAUCUCCAUGGAGACGAGGAUGUGGAAGAGAGCUCCUUCUCUAUUCAAGAAGAAGAGCCAAAGAAAGGGCAGCUGAAGGCAGAACACAGAGAGAGGUUAGAGUCCCUGCUGAGAGGUCUGACUCCACGCAGAGAUGAGAUCGGAGAUGCGAUGUUGUUCUGUCUGGAGAGAGCAGAGGCUGCAGAGGAGGUCGUCUCCUGCAUCACAGAGUCUCUGUCACUGCUACACACGCCACUACAGAAGAAGAUUGCCAGACUUUACCUGAUAUCUGACAUCCUCUACAACUCCUGUGCCAAAGUUUCCAAUGCAUCAUAUUACCGCAAAUUUUUUGAGACAAAGCUGCCUGAGAUAUUUGGGGACUUGAGUGAAUCAUAUCGGAACAUCCAGGCCAGACUCCAGGCAGAGCAGUUUAAGCAAAGGAUCAUGGGAUGUUUCCGUGCGUGGGAGGACUGGGCAAUUUAUCCAGAUUCCUUCCUGAUCCAACUGCAGAACAUAUUCCUGGGGCUCAUUAAACCUGGAGAGGAGGUGAUCGAAAGGCCGGAGCCUGGAUCUCCAGACCUGGAUGGGGCGCCUUUGGAUGGUGUUCCUCUAGAAAGAAGUGAAAUUGAUGGAAUGCCCCUUGAGGACCUUGAUGGCUCACCCUUAACCUGGGAUCCAGCCUCCAUCGACGGAAUACCGGUUGAUGACAUUGAUGGUGUUCCUCUGGAAAUCCCAAUAGAUGACAUCGAUGGCGUGCCUUUGGAUGAAAAGUCUUUACCCAGUGUUGCACUGUCUAAAUGGGAGAAGGUGGAAGAUUCAGAGUCAUCAGCAAAGAACGUCUCUGAGCUGAAUUCAAGCGGCCUUAAAGAGAAUGAAGGUGAAUCUGACAUGAGCAGCGAUGAUGCUGACAGUCCAAGCAGGUUCGAGGGGGCAGAGUUUAAGUCUUCUAUGAAAAACUUUGAGUUGUCUGAAAGCAAAAGGACACACCUCAGAGAGCUGGAGGUGAAGGUGAUGAAGUUUCAGGAUGAAUUAGAGUCGGGGAAAAGACAAAAGAAGUCAAGUGUGAGUCUUCAACAACAAGUUCAGCACUACAGAAACAGACUACUACAGAAGGAGUUUGAUAAGGACAUCCUAGAAAAGAGAGACAAAUGGUCACAGAAACCAAAAGAAAGGCCCAAAAAAGACGAGCGGAGAGACAAAGGGGAGGACAGGAGUAAAACACGGGAUAAAGAGAAGAGUAGAAAGAGUGAAGACAGAGAGAGGAGUAGGGGACAGAGUCGAGACAAAGACGACAGGAGAGAGAAAACAAGAUCUCGAUCACCGAAGAAGUCCAAGCGAUCACCAUCUCCGCAGCACAAAUCCUGGAGGUCAUCGUCCCGAUCACCACAUCGCUCACACAAAAAGUCCAAGAAGAGCAAACACUGAACUCGAAGCCUUUGACCUCUGCAGUCGUCUCAUAACGCAUACUGGCAGAGCCUGAGGGAUGCUUUUGUCUCGCACAACCGCAUUUCUGUUCCACAGUGCUUUGAAGGAAGGACUGGACAAUCCCAUUUGCUUCCAGAACAGUUUUCUAUGUGGCUGCUGCAAUCACGACCCUGGGCUUGGCUGAAAUUUUCUAAGAUGAAGUGUGAACUUGUACAGAUCUUAUUUUUGUUUUGUAAACGGUUUUAUUUGUGUUAUCUUCUCAUUUUGUUUUAAAUCAAGUGUUUAAAAAAGCUGCAAGAUGGACACCUCCACUACCCAACCUUUACAAUAAAAACAUUUGUGGAAGGACAA